GAAACAUUUGCUUCAGACUAUAUGCUCCUAGUUUUAUUUUAAUUGUACUGUAUCAAUGGAGAGAUAUAAUGCCGUUUUGUUCUUAGUCGUUAGCUUUUGGAUAUUUAAAUACAAAGCAGCACAAGAAACUGCAAAACAGAGUAGCGGCGAUGCACGUGUAAUUGGACUUCUUGUCGGAUUUUUCUCCCUACUUGGUUUUAUAGCAAUUUUUGCCGCAAUAUGGUGUUACUGCUGCCACUACGAAAACAAUAAAUCUAAAGAUAGAUUACCGGUCAGGAAUGUUUCCGUAAGGCCAAUGGUUUUACCUGACAAAACUCCUUCCACAAGUUUCAAACCACAGGACAAAACAGAUGACAGCAAAACACCAGAUGACCUGCAACCCGAGAACAUUAUUCUGCCAGGUGAAAACAGAAUCGAGGCUGAUGAUGACGUAAAACACGAGCACAAUACUGAUGAUGACGUACAGCACGAGAAUAAUACUGAUGAUGGAACCCAACUUGAAUCAUAUAGACAAUAAAUGUAUCCAUGGGAGGGUUUUUAUUUUACCAUAUAUAAACAAUAAAGUUAGCAUAAUUAUUUAACUUUUUGAUACUGAUAUUCCUGUUAUUGGUUACGUUUGUAACAAAAUCACAAAGAACUGAAACUCUUACGGUAAAAAUAAAUAAGCAAUUUUAAUCAGUUAUAUCGACCAUAUUAUGAAUAUAUUUUUUUCAAUAUAAGGAAUAAAUACUUUUUAUUUGUAUCAACUUUUUGUUGCAAACAGCCCAUACAGUAGGUUUAAAACAUCGUAGUUACCCAGCUACAAGCGGUUUGUUAUAAAAUGAAUUUUGUUUUGUGGUUUUUUAUCAGUUCAACGCUAACAUCUGA
This is a messenger RNA of Ruditapes philippinarum (Manila clam), 867 nucleotides long. RefSeq lists its product as uncharacterized. The transcript is spliced from 3 exons. Lineage: Eukaryota; Metazoa; Mollusca; Bivalvia; Venerida; Veneridae. Bases 56 to 517 code for a protein of 153 amino acids. The record is from RefSeq and is a predicted model, not a curated record.